Entamoeba dispar SAW760 is the source of this 1122-nucleotide messenger RNA. RefSeq lists its product as uncharacterized. Bases 1 to 1122 code for a protein of 373 amino acids. The transcript has a single exon. Gene Ontology annotation, cellular component: cytoplasm. Lineage: Eukaryota; Evosea; Mastigamoebida; Endamoebidae. Gene Ontology annotation, molecular function: protein serine/threonine kinase activity. Gene Ontology annotation, biological process: peptidyl-threonine phosphorylation. The record is from RefSeq and is a predicted model, not a curated record.
AUGAGUGAACUUGAUUUAGUGUUUUUAUGUGAUACUACAGGGUCUAUGGGUUCAUAUCUUCGUGCUGCACAAGAAAGUAUUGAGAAGAUAAUUAGUACAAUUAUACAAUCAGAGAAAUGUGAUGUUAGAUUUGCACUUGUUGAAUAUAGAGACCAUCCACCACAAGACAAUUCAUUUGCGUUUAGACUCACUGACUUUACUGAUUCUAUGAAAGCUAUCAAAGAAGCAGUUAAUAGGAUGAAUGCAAAAGGAGGAGGAGAUGAACCAGAGUCUGUUUGUUGUGGAAUGCACUGUGCAAGUAAUUUAAAGUAUCGAGAAAGUGCAGCAAAGGUGAUAGUUUGGAUUGGUGAUGCACCACCUCAUGGGUUUAUUAGGGAAGGAGAUGGGUUCCCUAAAGGAUGUCCAUGUGGAUAUGAUUUACUUAAAGAAGUAAGAGAAUGUAUGAAAAAAGAUAUUGUCAUAUAUUGUGUAGGUGCAGAACCAUUAGGAAGUAGAUAUUUAAGAACAUUAAUGCGAGCAGUAGCACAAUUAACAGGAGGACAAUAUGCAGCACUAGCAUCAGCUAAUGUUCUUGGAGAAUUAAUCACUAAUGGAGCUAUUGAAGAGGUUCAAAUGAAAGGAGUUAUUAGUCGUAUUAAAGAAACACUUGAGAAAGAUCCAUCAUUUAAAACAUUAACUCCAAAAGAAAAAGAAAAAAGAGCAAAAGAAGAAAUAGAAAAACAAAGUAAAAACACAGAAAUUGAAAGGAUAGAAAUAGAAACAAUAUUUAAAAAUGAACUUGCACCAGUUCCACAAAUAUUUUUAAUUGCUGAAACAUUAAAAGAUUUAAAAGAUAACAUGUAUGAAACACCUGAUAUUCAAGUAGAAUUUAAAGAUGGAAUGUUUACAACAUCUACUGGAUAUAUAAGAGGAAUGGGUAGGGGAUAUGCAGCACCUAUGAUGUGUAAGAGUUUAGAUCGAAGAGAAGUGGGGACAUUUUGUUGUGAAGAAACAAUGAAAAUGGAAACAAAAGAAAUAAUAGAAGAAAGAACAACAACACAAGAAAUAAGAAAAAAGAAAGGAAAAGUUACAAAAGAACAAACAGAACGUAUGAAACAAAGAAUAAAUAAUUGGUAUAAAUAA